AUGGUCGAACGGCAAAAUGAUGAAGUAGGAACGAUUCCGAAGAGUGUACAUCUUGGAGAAAUCCCUGACUACUACAAUCUGUCUGGUUCAUCGGUGAACGACCUACUCAAUGGAGUUUGCUCAUUGCCGUCGACGUCACCCACUGUCGCACGUCAACGCUUGCGAACCAUCAGUGGCUCAAAAUCUGAACACCAUCUGCUCACAACCAAGUCUGGCAGAAAGAUCUAUACAAAAGGAAGACCGCCUUGGUAUGACAGGAUGGGUAACACACUCAAACAGCCCUACCUCAUUGGCAUUUGUGGCGGCUCUGCCAGUGGUAAGACAACAGUUGCGGAGAAGAUUAUAGAGAAACUAGAAAUCCCAUGGGUGACGAUAAUAAGUAUGGACAGUUUCUACAAGAUUUUGAGCGAAGAGGAAUGCGCACAGGCUGCUAAGUCGAAUUACAACUUCGACCAUCCGAAUGCCUUCGAUUUCGACCUUCUGCAUGAGGUUUUAUCUCGUCUACGUGAAGGAAAGAGUUGCGAAGUGCCAGUGUAUGACUUUACGACUCAUGCUCUUGGUGCACCAAGUGGGCUGAAUGUAUUCUUUUGUAAAAAUUUAGAAAUUGUUGAGGUUUUUGUGGAUACGGAUGGUGACGUGCGUUUGGCGCGUCGCCUUAACAGAGAUAUAAAUGAGCGCGGGCGUGAUAUUGUUGGAGUGUUGGACCAAUAUUUUCGGUUCGUAAAACCUGCAUUCGAAGCGUACAUUGCACCAGGAAUGAAGAUCGCUGAUAUAAUUGUGCCUCGUGGUGGAGACAAUGACGUGGCUAUCAAUCUCAUUGCUAAACAAGUCAUGACGCAACUCGUCAAAAGAGGAUACGAUCAAACUGUUCAUUCUCAAUGCCGACACGAUCUGGUGAAUAUGAGUCAAAUUCCGGACCAAUUACCGGAUAAUCUCGUAAUCAUUAGACAAACUCCACAAGUUCGCGGUCUGCAUACAUUUAUUCGAAAUAAAAACACUAAGAGAGAUGAGAUAAUUUUCUACGCUGAUCGGCUCACGCGAAUACUUGUCGAAGAGGCGAUGAAAUUUAUGCCUUAUAAGGACGUGGAGAUUGAGCUAAACAGUGGUCAGCGAGUAAAAGGACGUCGACAGUGCGCUCAGAUUUGUGGGGUCGCAAUAAUGAGAGCCGGUGAGACAAUGGAAAAUUCACUUAGAGCUGUCGUAAAGGAUUGUAAGAUGGGAAAAAUUCUUAUCCAAACUAAUGAUAAAACUUUGGUGCCUGAAUUAUUCUACCUUCGCCUUCCUAAGGAUAUCGACAAAUACAAAGUGAUGCUUCUUGAUGCUACUGUCGCAACUGGUGCUGCCGCAAUGAUGGCAAUAAGAAUACUUCUUGAUCAUGACGUUCCGGAAGAAAAUAUCUACGUCCUUUCGUUGCUUAUGUCCGAGCCAGGAGUUCAUGCUCUUGCUUAUGCAUUCCCUAAGGUUCGUCUCAUCACAACGGCCGUUGACAGUCACCUUUCUGAUAAUUUUUAUGUUCUUCCCGGAAUGGGAAACUUUGGAGAUCGUUAUUACGGUACAUAUACAAGCGAAACUGAUGGAGAGGAACCGUUUGACUGUUGA
This is a messenger RNA of Angiostrongylus costaricensis, 1599 nucleotides long. The record is from the annotation of a GenBank genome assembly. NCBI's taxonomy places the organism in Eukaryota, Metazoa, Nematoda, Chromadorea, Rhabditida, Metastrongylidae.